AUGUUGCCAGGGCUGCUUCUGGUAGCCAUGCUCUUUCUUUCUUCAGUUCCAGUAAAUGCUAUAGGAGAAGUCGAUGGAGUAAAGAAGUAUGAAGUAGUUUAUCCCAGAAAACUUCAUCCACUGUAUAAACGAGAGACCAAGAAGCCACAUCAACAGGAAAAAUAUGAAAUUGAAGUGAAGUAUGAAAUGACAGUUAACGGGAAAAUGGCAGUGCUUUAUUUAAAAAAAUCCAAGGAUCUCUUGGCACCAGGUUACACGGAAACACAUUAUAAUUCCACAGGAAAGGAGGUCACCUCCAGCCCACAGAUCAUGGAUGACUGUUAUUAUCAAGGAUAUAUUAUUAAUGCAAAAAUUUCUGAAGCUAGCAUCAGCACAUGUAGGGGUCUAAGGGGCUACUUCAGUCAGGGAGAUGAAAGGUACUUCAUCGAACCUUUAGGCUCUGCAAAUCAGGAUGAACAGGAGCAUGCACUUUUCAAGCAUGAUCCCAAUGAAAAGAAGGAUAACAGCACCUGUGGGAUGGAUGACAUGUUAUGGGCACAUACAUCUCGGCGGAAUGUGACCCCACCUGCCACCAGUCUGCUCAAAUUAAAUGACCAGAAGGUUUGGGAACAAAAGAAAUACGUAGAAUAUUAUUUGGUCCUGGAUAAUGGUGAGUUUCAAAAGUACAAUCAAGAUCCAGAGAAAAUAAGAACGAGGGUGUUUGAGAUGGCCAAUUACGUCAACAUGCUUUAUAGAAAGCUCAAUACUUAUGUGGCCUUAGUGGGGCUAGAAAUCUGGAAUGAUGAGGAUAAGAUAAAGAUAACCCCAAAUGCAAGCUUCACCUUGGAAAACUUUUCUAAAUGGAGGGGGGAUGUCCUCCUUAGUAGAAAGCGUCAUGAUGUUGCGCAGUUAAUCACGGCAACAGAACUUUCUGGAACAACUGUGGGUCUUGCUUUUAUGUCCACUAUGUGCUCCCCUUACCAUUCUGUUGGCAUCAUUCAGGACCACAGUGACAAUGUGCUUAGAGUUGCAGGGACAAUGGCCCAUGAAAUGGGCCAUAACUUUGGAAUGUUUCAUGACUCCUAUGUUUGCAAGUGCCCUUCUACAAUUUGUGUCAUGAACAAUGCACUAAGCUUCUAUAUACCUACAGACUUCAGUUCCUGCAGCCGUGUCAGCUAUGACAACUUUUUUGAAGAUAAAUUAUCAAAUUGCCUCUUUAAUGUUCCUUUGCGAACAGAUAUCAUAUCCAACCCGAUCUGUGGGAAUCAGUUGGUGGAAGUGGGAGAGGACUGUGAUUGUGGGACUUCCGAGGAAUGCACCAACAUCUGCUGUGAUGCUAAAACAUGUAAAAUCAAGGCAGGUUUGCAAUGUGCAUUAGGAGAAUGCUGCGAAAAGUGCCAGUUUAAAAAGGCCGGUACAGUGUGCAGACCAGCGAAAGAUGAGUGUGACCUGGUGGAAAUGUGUGAUGGUAAAUCUGGUAUUUGCCCUGCUGAUCGAUUCCAGGUCAAUGGCUUCCCCUGCCAGGAUGGGAAGGGCUACUGCUUGAUGGGGAUGUGCCCCACACUGCAGGAGCAGUGCACUGAGCUCUGGGGAGCAGGAGCCGAGGUUGCAAAUAAGUCAUGCUACAGGAAGAACGAAGGUGGGUCAAAGUAUGGGUACUGCCACAGAGUGAACGACACCCGUAUUCCCUGUAAAGCAAAUGAUGUCACAUGUGGGAAGUUAUUCUGUCAAGGUGGGUCAGAUAAUUUGCCCUGGAAAGGACGUAUAGUAACUUUCCUGUCAUGCAAAACAUUUGAUCCUGAAGACAGCAGUGAAGAGAUAGGCAUGGUAGCCAAUGGAACAAAGUGUGGAAAUAAGAAGGUUUGCAUUAAUGCAGAAUGUGUAGAUAUCGAGAGAGCCUACAAAUCAACCAAUUGCUCAUCUAAGUGCAAAGGACAUGCUGUAUGUGACCAUGAGCUCCAGUGUCAGUGUAAAGAAGGCUGGGCCCCUCCUGACUGUGCUGACUCCUCCUUGGUCUACCAUUUCUCCAUUGCGGUUGGGGUGCUGUUCCCUGUGGCUGUCAUACUUGUGGUAUGUGCUGUAGUAUUCCGGCAUCAAAGCACCAAAGGAAAGCAGAAGAAAGUCCAGAGGCCACUGUCUGCCCCUGGCACCAGGCCAGACAGAGAGAAGAGGAAACCACAGACAAUGAAGGCUCUUCAUUGCAAAGAGAAAAGUCAGAUGAAGCUUCACGCCCCUGACCUGUCAGUGGAUGGCAGUGAGCCUCCAGCUUCUUUUCAUGAAGAAACCAAGGUCCUUUCCUCUACUAUUCUCAUGGAUAAGCCAAUGGCUAUAUCUAAGGGCUCCAAUCCAAAUGUCUGA
Molecule: messenger RNA, 2337 nt
Organism: Pipistrellus nathusii (Nathusius's pipistrelle)
Lineage: Eukaryota; Metazoa; Chordata; Mammalia; Chiroptera; Vespertilionidae
Source: the annotation of a GenBank genome assembly